AAUAAGUCCAUCCAUAAAAUUUUCUUGCUACUAAAUAUUCCAUGGUCAAUGGUUAGUGGUAAUAUAACAAAGUGGAAGCAACUGGUAACAACAGCAAAUCAGCCACGAAGUGGUAGGCCACAUAAAAUGAUAAAGCAGGGUCAGCGCAUGCUGAAGAGCACAGUGCCCAAAAGUCCCAACUGUCUGCAGAGUCAAUAGCUAAAGACCUCCAAACUUCAUGUAGCCUUCAGAAAUCUUCAUGAAAUGGGUUUCCAUGGCCGAGCAGCUGCAUCCAAGCCUUACAUCACCAAGUGCAAUGCAAAGCAUCGUAUGAAGUGGUGUAAAUCAUGCCACCAUUGGACUCUAG
This is a messenger RNA of Staurois parvus, 346 nucleotides long. Lineage: Eukaryota; Metazoa; Chordata; Amphibia; Anura; Ranidae. The record is from the annotation of a GenBank genome assembly.